Messenger RNA from Camelina sativa (false flax), 740 nucleotides. RefSeq names its product monothiol glutaredoxin-S2. The record is from RefSeq and is a predicted model, not a curated record. Lineage: Eukaryota; Viridiplantae; Streptophyta; Magnoliopsida; Brassicales; Brassicaceae.
UCACACAUUUAAUAUCCACACAACAUUACACAAAACCCUUAUUCUCCGAGUACGAUCAAGAGUAAUUAUUUUCCUUUAAAUCUCUACAAAUAUUUCCAAUCUAUAAGAAUACAUACAUAGUGAUUCAUAUACCUCAAUUAAGAGUUUAAAUUUGUUGGAUCAUAUAUAAAAAGAGCAAUGGAGAUGAUAACGAAGAUGGUGAUGGAGAGACCGGUGGUGAUAUACAGCAAGAGCUUGUGUUGUAUGUCUCACACGAUCAAAACUUUGCUCUGUGAUUUCGGAGCGAAUCCAGCGGUUUACGAGCUGGAUGAGAUAUCUAGAGGGAGGGAGAUUGAGCAGGCGUUGUUGCGGAUAGGUUGUAGCCCCGCAGUUCCGGCGGUUUUUAUCGGGGGAGAGUUGGUUGGUGGAGCCAACGAGGUCAUGAGUCUACAUCUAAACGGGUCCUUGAUUCCUAUGCUUAAGCGGGCUGGUGCAUUGUGGGUUUGACUUAUUAAUAUAUAUAUAUAUAUAUAUAUUAAUUAACUAGUUUGCUUAACACUAAGUUAAGUGUACGCAGAAUAAUGUUUUAACACAUCUAUGAUCUUUAUGAUCUGUGACAUGGUGAUAUGAUGAGUCCACGUCGGAUCAAUAAUUAGUGUGUUGUCUUUUUUUUUUUUUUGAGGUUAUCUUUUUUUUAAAAGAUAUGUAUUGACUUAUAUGAACUUUUAUGAAGAAAUAAUAAUAAUUGAUCUGCAUAAACU